AUGGCCCAGGUUUUGGGCACCCCUUCUAAUAUCAAUGAAUACAUCCCAAAGAGCAUCUCUACCAAAUUUCACACUGGUAUCCGCCACGUACCUUUUUGACACUAAGGCCCCAGACUACAUGGAAAGGAGGGGAGAAAGGGAGGGUGAAUUAUUAAAAUAUGGGAACAUGUCCCCUGACUGCUUUGUCCUCUUGUAGCAGACUCAGGAGGAGGUUCCCCUCAGGCCACACAGGGACCACAACCACAGACUGCCCACUGCUACAACUGCUCUAGAAGAAGACACCAUGGCCAUGUGAGACAACUACAUCUGGUGUCUCUCUUUCUUUCCUCUAUCUCUUGGACAAUAAAAUGUUAUUUUAGACAGAGUACACACUCAUUCUAGAUAAUGUGGAUAUCUCCCUUUCCCUCUGUCUGUAUUGCCCCCCCCUCUCUAUUUCUCUCAGGAGUGUACUCAGAGGAGGAUGGUCAGUGGGACAUUCCCCUCUAUCCCCUACGUCUGUCAAUACGACAAGCAGGGCAUCCUCAAACUGAACACCAAGAUACACAGAAAGGCCAGAGGUGACAAACUACAGCAUGCAUUGUAUAUGUUGUAGAACUUGAGCUACAGGAGGGCUUUAUGCCUCUUUUAGAGCACCAGAGGACUCCGUGACACCUGGGGGCAGUGGUGAGAAGCGGCCCUCCCCAGCUCCAGGGAGGAGGAGAAGCCUGGCGGGACGGAGGGAGGGCAGGAGGAAGACAUGGCCGGAAAGACAGGAGGUGAAGAAGCUGAGGAGAGAGGCCCAAGCCAGGAGGGAGGUUGGGAUGACCAAAUGGGGCUCAGACGAGGUUUACCCCCAGAGAACCCAUACUCCCCCUCAGAAGACGAGAUGCAGUGAGGAGAGGAAGGAGCACAGGAGUGAGGAGAGGAGUAGGAAGAGUAGAGAAGCAGAG
Molecule: messenger RNA, 929 nt
Organism: Coregonus sp. 'balchen'
Lineage: Eukaryota; Metazoa; Chordata; Actinopteri; Salmoniformes; Salmonidae
Source: the annotation of a GenBank genome assembly